GGUUUCCCUAGGCUGCUAGGUGAGAGUCUGUCAGUGAGAGCAAUGUCUCGGGCUGGAGAUGAGCUACUGGGGACCCUUCCGUACAGGACCGAAGCCCGGAGGAGCCCCCGUGUCAACCUGUUCCACCUCAAGCUGACAGACUCGGCUCUGCGAUGCCUGCGAGACUUCCAGAGGGGACAGGGUUCGGGACCCUCUUCAUUACAGCCUGUGAUCACAUUCCAAGGCAACCAGGGGUAUAUCAAGAUCCCAUCUCCUAGCCCAGGCUGUGAGGACAGAGUUCGAAUCUUUGCCUUCUACCUCUCCAGGGAGAGUAAGGACAAGCCUCAAUCCAGUUUUGAGUGCAUACGGCAAGGCACAUCAUGGUCAGGGGAGAAGCAACUCAGCUGCAUUGGCAGAAUACAAGACAAGAUCACUGUGUGUGCUACAGAUGAGUCCUAUCAACUUACUAGGGACCGUGUGUCUCAGGUGGAGAAAGAAACUUCCAGCAGGACAGCUAUUGAGAUCAAGCUUGAAGCAUCACAUCAAAAUAAAUAUGUGAAGAUCCCUGCUAAGAAGAACAUGGAAGGCAGUAAGGAGGAAUCACAGUGCAGUCGGAGACCACCUGUGUUUUUAACACCAGCAGCAAAGAAAUGUAAUCGUGUUGGUGUAGAGAAUAGGCCCCUUCAAGAAUGGGUCGUUCACCUCCUAGCCCUGAAGCCUUACAAGAAACAAGACAUCAUACCGAGACUAGAAAAAGCUGGUGAAAACCAUAGGGAGCAGAAAGAUCUUCUGGCUACCCUGGAUCUGGUGGGACAGGUAAAUCCUAAAGAUGGCAGCUACAGCUUGAAAGAAGAGUUCUACACUCAAGUGCAGACUGACUGGGUGGGAUAUAGCCCAGAGGAGAGACAGCACAUAGAAAGUACUCUGUCCAGGAAGCAUCUGAACAUUUCCGAAUCACAAAAUAUUCCAACAGAAAUGCCAGCUCCUCCUCAGAGAACACAGCACGGCCCCCCGUCUUCUUAUUCCAGUGCCAGAGGCCAAUACUCUGAAUCUAAACGUCCACCUGCUGCAGGGACAACAGACAAUGGGAGUUGCAAAAAAAUGAAGACAUCGCACUUGGACAGUCGUCAGCGAAGAUCAAAUUCUCCCCCAGUGCUGAACUCAAACUCUAGACAUAAGAGUAGCUCAGAAACCUGUGCAGGUCUGUGCUCCGUGCCUGAAAAUCAAGGUGUUUACUCUCUACACACCCACAAAAAUCAGAGUAACCAUCAGUCGGUGCCAAAGAGCCAACAUAGGGAAAGCCACAAGGAGAAAACUCCAUGUGAAGCCCAGGACUCUGGAAAGGCCAAGCCUCAAGGGGCCACAUCUCUGUGUUCCCAAGGACACAAAAAAACUGAGUGGAACAAACAAGAAAAGAAGCAGAAGGACUCCAGUGAGGAAGAAGAGGAGGACGACGACUGGGAAGAAGGAGCUCUUCAACUGGAAAGAUGCCUUUGCUCUCCAGAAGAAAAUCCUCCACAAGCAGAACCCGCUUCUCCUGCUGAUGGGAUCCUGGAUUAUUGCAAGAAGUACGGGCCAAUUACAUCCGCAGAUCAGAGGCAAGUGUACGAGAAGGACUUCACUGCAGAUUACACAGAGUAUCUGGAGCUCCAUGCCAAGAUCAGCCAAGUGCUGGAUCACUUUGUGCGGCUCGGAUCCAAAAUGAAGAAGCUUCAGAAAGGAACAGUAGAACACAAGGUGGCUGGAAAGAAAAUACUUGCGGAGUACAAGAAGUUCAAAGUGACCUACCCUGGGUAUCGAGAAGAAAAGGCCAAAUGUGAAUACUUACAUCACAAACUAUCACACAUAAAGGAACGGAUACUGGAAUAUGAAAAAAGUCCCCCAACUUAGCUCACUGGCUGUGUGAAUACUGAAAGGAAUACCGCAUAGCAGGGACUCAAGCAACCGUGACGUGUAAAGUGGAAGCCCAAGAUGAAAGGGAGGCUCCGUUGACAGCUGAGGGUUUAACCGGCACCAGGAAUGAAUAAUGUGCCAUUAAAACAAAUGUUAAAAUUGCAGCUCUGCCUUAAGGCUCUUACACAUGAGCGUUCUGACCUG
Molecule: messenger RNA, 2076 nt
Organism: Xenopus laevis (African clawed frog)
Lineage: Eukaryota; Metazoa; Chordata; Amphibia; Anura; Pipidae
Gene: ell3.S
Product: elongation factor RNA polymerase II-like 3 S homeolog
Exons: 12
Coding region: 43-1869 (608 amino acids)
Biological process (GO): positive regulation of transcription elongation by RNA polymerase II; transcription elongation by RNA polymerase II; transcription by RNA polymerase II
Cellular component (GO): transcription elongation factor complex; nucleus
Molecular function (GO): cis-regulatory region sequence-specific DNA binding
Source: RefSeq, a predicted model, not a curated record